This is a messenger RNA of Stomoxys calcitrans (stable fly), 2501 nucleotides long. RefSeq names its product dual specificity protein kinase TTK (gene Mps1). The record is from RefSeq and is a predicted model, not a curated record. Gene Ontology annotation, cellular component: kinetochore; spindle; nucleus. The transcript has 7 exons. The coding region runs from base 212 to 2038 and encodes 608 amino acids. Gene Ontology annotation, molecular function: ATP binding; protein serine/threonine/tyrosine kinase activity; protein serine/threonine kinase activity. NCBI's taxonomy places the organism in Eukaryota, Metazoa, Arthropoda, Insecta, Diptera, Muscidae. Gene Ontology annotation, biological process: chromosome segregation; meiotic spindle assembly checkpoint signaling; protein localization to kinetochore.
UACAAAAUUAAUAUAGUACCAGCCUGAUUAUUGAGAUUUUAAUUUUUUCGCCGCUAUAUUUUUGAAGUUGGCAGCAAAAGCAGGAAAUAACGUCGCCUACUUUCUUUUCGACCGACUUCGUGCUCUGCAGCCAACUUCAAACAUUCUUCUUCUUUGUUGUUUACAAAAUUUGAAUUGAAUUUGGUGGCGACUUAGAUAUACCCCGAAUUUAAUGUCUUUUCAUUAUCCAAGACGUGUUAAGGAUCUUGCUAAAUUAGAGCUUGAUUCAGACGAUGACUUCAAUACGCCACUUAAAGCCAAGCAAAACAAGGAGAGGCGUUCACAUAGCACUGCUGUCUCAAAUAAGGAAAAUGAAAAUGGACCCAAUACUUCGACAAAUUCUUUUAACAGUUUGCGUAUGGUGCCAAAGAGGCGAGCAGAGCUCCCUGCAUUAGAGUCAGACUCGGAAGAAGAGGAAUCUGCCAAGAAUGAUAAUCUUAAUUGUGCUAUAUUAAAUGACUCGUUUCUUAUGACUCCGGGAAAAAGUUAUCCCGGAGAGUCAAGUUCUAAAGAGAGUUCGAUUGUCAAGGAGAAAACUUCUGAUAAAACCAAUGAUAUGUCACUACUUUCUCAUUUCAAUAAAAUGGAUCUUAAAAGUCCCAAUAAGGAAGAAACUAAGCCAUUGCAGCAGAUUCAAGAUAACAAGGACACAGCCUGUAACGAACCUUUGGAUUCCAAUAAUGUACCACCAGCUGGAUCAUGCGUAAAAAAUUCCUCAACUAUAGAAGCCCAAUUCGCAACGCCGCAAAUACGCUCUUUUUCGAUGCAAAGAAGACCUCGUGACUUGUGUUCCACGCAAUCUCAAAAGACAAAGUCCGCUAUGGUAAACGAAUUUAGAUCACAAAAGGUCUUGUUUCAAACUCCUAUGGCUAUAACUAGAGCUCCAAUAUCCUGUCUUCCAAACGAUAGUAUUUCAUUGUCUCUGUGUGAUACUAUAAACGAAGGUGGGACACCCUCUGCAGAGAAAACUCCACAAUGCAAAUCGGAAAAAGAAAUGGGUCGUUCGAAGAAGUCAUUAGAAGUCGAUUUUUUAGAAGCAAGCAAGGAACAAGCACAGACUCAAAAUAACGACGAUUCCAAAUGCACAGCCAUUACAACCAGACAUAAGGAAACUGUAGUUCACAUCAAUAGUUCAGACUACAUAAUCCUCCAGAAACUAGGCAGUGGGGGAUCUAGCUCAGUCUAUCUUGCAAAAAGGGAGGAUAACGGAAAAGAAUGUGCAUUAAAGGUGGUCGAUUUACAUGGAGACUCGGCUGUUGUGGAAGGCUAUUUGAACGAGACCAAAUUAUUAGCCAAACUCCAAGGCAAUGCAUGCGUUGUAUCUCUGUACGAGUACCAAUUGCUUCGAAAGGAGUCAAAACUCUUCCUCGUUAUGGAAAAAGGAGAUUCUGAUUUGCAUAAAAUUUUACAAAACUAUACAACAAACUUGCCAUUGUAUGUCCUGACAAAUUUUUUGUAUCAAAUUCUGCAGGCCGUCAAUUAUAUUCAUCAAAAUGGUGUAAUACAUUCCGACCUAAAGCCAGCCAACUUUCUAAUGGUGAAUGGUCGAUUAAAACUCAUCGAUUUUGGAAUAGCCAGUAAUAUAUCAAUUGAUUCAACAAGUAUUAUAAAGUUUUCCCAAGCUGGUACUUUCAAUUAUAUAAGCCCGGAGGCAUUGACUGACACAUCCACUGGCAGCAGUCCUCGAAACCAACCAAAGAUUAAGAUAUCUACAAAAUCUGAUGUCUGGUCUUUAGGUUGUAUAUUAUAUUUGCUUCUCUAUAAGAAAACACCAUUUGGGCAUAUAAAAAAUUUGUGUGCUAAAAUAAGUGCGAUCUGCAGCCCGACACAGAAUAUUGAAUUUGGUCCAUUGCCUCCUUAUUAUCCUGCCAUGCUGGUACAUAUGGCUAAAAAUUGUUUGCAACAUAACCCAAAACAACGACCAUCAUGUGCAGAUUUACUGAAAUAUCCCUUUAAUAUGAUUAUUCCGAUUCAAAAUCUCACAUUGCCACCGAAAUAAAAAUCCUCUUAAACCUUAUUCCGGUAGACUGAGGCAAAAAUCGACAGCAUCGUAGUCGAAGGUGAAUUUCACAUUUUAUGGUAAUCCGUAACAUCUGUGCUUUCGACAGUUUGAUAUUAGAAAUUUAUUGUAGUAAAUAAUAAUGUUAAAGAAGACUUUAUACUCUUUAUACAAAUAAGUGAGACUAUUUAAGAGUGCCAGUAACUUGUAUACGUUUUCUCCAAAUUGGACAGCCAUUGCCAACCGGAAUAUGGUUGAAUAAAUAAAAUACGCCGUAGAUAUGUAUUUUAUUUUGCCGCCUUCGUAGACACACCUUAACCAUCUUUGUUAUAUCAUUAAAUGAAAGAACUGCGUUUCUAAACCAAUUGUAUUUUUGGAAAGCUAUUGUGAAAAUCUGUGUCGUAUAGUACUUUUAAGGAAUAGAACAUUAAGACCAAUAAAAAUCACAAUUAUGAUUAUUUAA